UCACCUAGUUAGCUGCGGUGCUAACGUUAGCUUUUUUUUUUCAGUUUCCAGUCAGUUCGCUCCAGCGACAGCGUUACUGAGCUCUAUAAACAGACUACAACGAUUUUAAACAACCACUUUCCUUGAACUAAUUGGAUGCUAAAAGUCAGCAACCAGCUUUUACUUAAUUAGACUUUGCAAUAGCAGCGAGAUAUAGUUACAUAUGUAGUGACACAUCAGUUAGCUUAGCUAGCUAGCGUCGCGGCGUCACUUCCUACUUUUUGAAAGUCGCGGCCAGAAAGUGAGGAAGCAUAGAGAUGGAGCUACAAGUGGGGACUGAACCGAUGUCCCUGGGUUCUCCUACCUCCCCAAAGCCGACCCCUGGAGCUCAGUUUCUCCCUGGCUUCCUGAUGGGUGACCUGCCAGCUCCAGCCAGCCCCCAGCCACGCCCCUUCAGCCUGUCCACGCCCAUCAUGGAGAGCACAGGUACGCCCCGAGGAGGAGGAGGAGGCUCUGCUCCGCAGCCCGUUGUCCCCACCCCCAAAGAUAAGAGCGGAGCCCCUCCUGUUCGCAGUAUCCACGAUGACCUGGUUACUGUGACGACGCCCCUCAACACACACAGACAGUCUUUUCCAGUUAUGCAGUCUCCUCUCUCUGCACGAGGGGCCUCAACUCCAGGUGCGCAGCACUCGUGUCUAUCUCCAGCUCAGGUGGAUCCCUUCUACAGUCAGGGAGAGUCUCUGUCAUCUGACGACCAGCUGGACCAGGCCUGGGUCACUGUGUUUGGUUUUCCUCCAGCCUCGGCUUCCUACAUCCUGCUGCAGUUCGCUCAGUACGGAAACAUCCUCAGACACACGAUGGCGUCUCCCGGUAACUGGAUGCACCUUCAGUACCAGUCCAGGCUUCAGGCCAGGAAAGCCCUGUCUAAAGAUGGAAAAGUGUUCGGCGACGCCAUCAUGGUGGGAGUCAAGCCCUGCAUAGACAAGAGCGUGAUGGACAGCAGCGCAGCGGUCUCGCCUCCCUUCUCAACCUCCUUCUCCUCCCCCGCCUUCCCCUCCACGGUUCGCUUCGUCAGCAGGCCGUACAGGAUCCCCGACAGCGACUAUCAGGUGUUAGCAGACAGACAGACACCCAAGAAGGAUGACAGUCUGGUUUCCAAAGCGAUGGAGUACAUGUUUGGCUGGUGACACAAUGACUCAUGGGAUACCUGAAGCCUUCACGGACAGAUGGAUGAACUUAUUCACACGAGUGUGUGUGUGUGUGUGUGUGUGGUGUUGUGUGUGUGGUGUGUGUGUGUGGUGUGUGUGUGUGUGUGGUGGUGUGUGUGUGUGGUGUGUGUGUGUGUGUGUGUGUGGUGUGUGUGUGUGUGUGGGUGUGGUGUGUGUGUGUGUGUGUGU
Molecule: messenger RNA, 1376 nt
Organism: Etheostoma spectabile (orangethroat darter)
Lineage: Eukaryota; Metazoa; Chordata; Actinopteri; Perciformes; Percidae
Gene: nup35
Product: nucleoporin 35
Exons: 9
Coding region: 297-1166 (289 amino acids)
Biological process (GO): nuclear pore organization; NLS-bearing protein import into nucleus
Cellular component (GO): nuclear pore central transport channel; nuclear pore nuclear basket; nuclear membrane
Molecular function (GO): phospholipid binding; nucleic acid binding; structural constituent of nuclear pore
Source: RefSeq, a predicted model, not a curated record